Molecule: messenger RNA, 1226 nt
Organism: Drosophila subpulchrella
Lineage: Eukaryota; Metazoa; Arthropoda; Insecta; Diptera; Drosophilidae
Exons: 1
Coding region: 96-1130 (344 amino acids)
Source: RefSeq, a predicted model, not a curated record
GGAAAAUCAGGCAAAUCCCCUUUUCGAUCAAAAAAAGCCUAGGCUCGCUAAAUUAGUAGUUUUUCGGCGCGGGACUCAAGGCGAGACUGUGGAAGAUGUGCUGUGCUCCGUUGUGCGGUGCUCCGGCCUGCGGGCCCUCGAUGUGCUGUCGGCUCGCCUGCCGGAUGCCGCCGGAGCCACUGCGUCCUGCGACGGUCCACCGCUGCUGUCCGGCCUCGAAGUGCACGCUGUGCAGCCAGAACAACUCGGAGCAGGAGUGCCGCUGCACCUGCCAGCGCAACAAGCACAUCCUGGAGGCGCUGAGCUGCCUGUUCCGCGUCACCAAGUUCCAGAUGCUGACCACCCUCUUCCAACUGGCCUACCACGAGAGCCGGCCCCUUCUGCGCUUCCCACGCGAUCGCAUCUGGUCGGUGAUGGAGAACGUAAAGGCACCGUACACGGAGCUCCACGACCUGAAGAUCUACGACAGCCUGUACGAUCGCUGCGGCCAGCCCAUCGAUCCGUUGGACCGGACGAAUGCCUACAAGCUGUUGCGCCUGAUCUUCCUGGGUCCGGUGCUGGUGCCCGAGCAGAAGGCCCAACUCCAGGCCAUGCUCCUCAAGCUGAACGACCGUGCCGCCUGCCCCGUGGACCUCAAUGGCCUGCUGUUGGUCCUGCAGCAGGUGCAGCUGGAUGAGCUGGUGUGCGGCAUCUUGGAGCAGGACGGCAGGAUCAAGCGGUUCCACAGCGCCCGACAGUGCCUGCAGCUGUGCAAUCUCUACCACAAGGUGGCCGCCACGGACAAGAAUGCGGUUAUCCGCAAGCGACGGCGCCGCAAAUUGGUGUCCAAGGGCAAGGAUGCGGAUACACAGAAGAAGCCGCAGCGCAGGACCAUCACACCGCAGAUAUAUUGCACCCGCCGCGUACCGGAGAUCGAGGAACCGGCCAACCGUCUCGAGAGCGGCUCACCCGUUAUCCGCAGCACCGGCAGCUCCCACCGUCGCUCGUCCAACAAGAAGAGCUGGGCUGCGGGGGAGAAGGGAUCUCGCCGGGAGUCGCGCAACUCCACGGGAUCCCCGAAGAAGGCCAAGAGCGAAACGGCCAGCGCGGGAGUACGGAUGCAAGGUGGCGACCGCCGGAGGAGUAAAUGAUGUCCGGAGCCUUCGUAGCCUUUCUCUUACUAUUCUGUCUGUAAUCUCGGUCCAACCAAAAUUCACUAUAUUCCGCAUUGCAAAUGGUCGUUGUCU